Catharus ustulatus (Swainson's thrush) is the source of this 3568-nucleotide messenger RNA. It is a transcript of the gene SIPA1, whose product is annotated as signal-induced proliferation-associated 1. Gene Ontology annotation, molecular function: protein binding; GTPase activator activity. Gene Ontology annotation, biological process: regulation of small GTPase mediated signal transduction; epithelial cell morphogenesis; establishment of epithelial cell polarity. The record is from RefSeq and is a predicted model, not a curated record. Gene Ontology annotation, cellular component: cytoplasm; Golgi apparatus; plasma membrane. NCBI's taxonomy places the organism in Eukaryota, Metazoa, Chordata, Aves, Passeriformes, Turdidae.
GCCAUGCAAUCCGACGAUCUCUUCCUCCGCAAAAUGCGGGGUCCCCUGGCCCGCCCUCCCCUUUCCACCACCCCCCCCGUGACAAUUGGGGGGGGGAUCCCCUCUCCGCCCCCCUCCCCUGGGGCAGCCGCCCCCCGGCAGCGCAGCAGCAGCGAGGCCGCGCUGGGGAGACCCCCGGAGGAUGGGGAGGGGUCUCCGAGGGGGGCAUCCCCCCGUUCCCGCAGCCAAAGCCACGAGGAGGCGGCGGGGGGGGGGUCCAGCCUCACUCCCCCCCGUUUCCGCGACCCCCUCCUGCUGCUGGGGCUGCCGGGUGGGGAUGGGGAGGGGGGAGACCCCGAUUCCUUCCCCCGCCCACCCUGGAGCCCCCUCCUCGCUCAUUACGACGUUCAGAGCAUCCUCUUCGAUCCCACCGAGCCCCCCCCGGGACCCCCCAGCCUCAUCUCGGGGGCUUCUGCCGCUCACCUGGAGCCCGAGGAGCCCCCCGGGACCCCGGGGGUCGCCCCCGACCCCGAGGCGCUGGUGCUGAGCUGCCCCCGCUUCUGCUGCGAGACCGGCGGGGAGCAGGAAUUGGGGCUGGGGUCCCACAGGGGUCCCCCUGGGCCGGGGCAGCUCCCGAACGCGGCCGUGGCGGUGCUGGAGGAGCCCCCGGCCGGGGCGCGACCCCCGCACCCCAUCGAGCACAGCGACGAGGGGGCCGAGUAUUACCGGAAAUAUUUCUAUGGGAAAGAGCACCAGAACCUGCUGGGCGAGGACCCCCGGCUGGGGCCCGUGGCCGUGUCCCUGCGGAGGGAGGAGAAGGAGGGGGCGCGGCCGCAGGUGCUGCACAGAAUCAUCCUGCGCACCUGCCAGGCGCGGACCCUGCGGGGGUCGGUGCUGGAGGAGUCGCUGCCCCCCGGCUGCCGCCCCCCCGGGGCUCGGGGGGUUCCCCCGCGGAAGCUUCUGGAGCUGCUGCUGCCCGGGCUGGCCGUGGGGGGGCUGCGCCUCGCCCCCUCCCCCGCCGUGCAGGAGACCCUCCUCAAAUUGGACGAGCAGGGGGUGAGCCGGCAGCGCAAGGUGGGGGUGCUGUACUGCCGGGCCGGGCAGGGCUCCGAGGAGGAGAUGUACAACAACGAGGGGCCCGGGCCCGCCCUCGAGCAGUUCCUGACCCUGCUGGGCACCCGCGUGAGGCUGCGCGGCUUCGGGGGAUACCGGGCACAGCUGGACACGAGGACCGACUCCACGGGCACGCACUCGCUCUACACCACGUACCACGGCUACGAGCUGAUGUUCCACGUCAGCACCAUGCUGCCCUUCACCCCCCGCAACCGGCAGCAGCUGCUGCGGAAGCGCCACAUCGGGAACGAUAUCGUGACAAUCGUGUUCCAGGAGCCGGGCGCGCUCCCGUUCUCGCCGCGCGCGCUCCGCAGCCACUUCCAGCACGUGUUCAUCGUGGUGCGCGUGCACGAGCCCUGCACCCCCAACACCUCCUACAGCGUCGCCGUAGUCCGCCCCGACGACACCCCCCCCUUCGGUCCCCCCCUGGCCGAGGGGCAGCGCUUUUGGGGGGGGUCCGGCCUGCGCCCCUUCCUGCUGGCCAAGGCAAUCAACGGCGAGAACGCGGCGGCGCGGGGGGGGCGCCUGGGGGCGAUGGCAGCGCGCACCCGCCGCCAGUACCUGCUGGAGCUGCUGCGCCUGCACGGGGGGGGUCCCGCCCUCCCCGCGACCCCCAGGGGCCUCCCCACCCUCGGGGGGCUCCCCACGCUCGGGGGGCUCCUCCUCCGGGGGGGUUCCGCUCACGGAGGGGGUGGGGGGGGACAUCAACAUCCGCACCCGGUGCCGGCGGGGGCGUUGGUGUGGGGGGCUCGGGUCCGAAAUGGGGCGGGGGGCUCGGAGCUGCCGUGUCUGCUCGGGGUGGCUACUGAGAGGAUCGUGUUGGUGGCCGCGCCUGCCGGGGCGGUGUGCGAUGGUGGGGAGGGGGUGGGGGGCGUUGCCAACUCGGUGAAGCCCCCCCAGGCUCCCCCAAAUUCAGCGCAGCCGGGGGAGUCCCCGCGCCAUGCUCCGGGGGAGGUCGCCACUCGGGAGGGUCUGGUAGCCACCCAAGGGGGUUCGGUCGCCACUCGGGAGGGUCUGGUAGCCACUCGGGAGGGUUCGGUCGCCACCCGGGAGGGUCUGGUAGCCACUCGGGAGGGUUCGGUCGCCACCCGGGAGGGUUCGGUCGCCACUCGGGAGGGUUCGGUCGCCACUCGGGAGGGUCUGGUAGCCACCCAGGGGGGUUCGCUCGCCCUCCGAGAGGGUCUGGUCUCCACCCAGGGGGGUUCAGUCGCCACUCGGGAAGGUUCGGUCGCCCCCCGAGAGGGUCUUGUCGCCACCCAGGGGGGUUCAGUCGCCACCCAAGGAGGUUCGCUCGCCCCUCGGGAUGGUCUUGUCACCACCCAGGGGGGUUCGGUCGCCCCCCAGGGGGGUUCGGUGGCCCCCCCGCCCCCCGGGACCCUUUUCAGCUGCGCGUGCCGGGACGUGCUGGGCUGGGCGUUCUCCGAGGGGCGCCUGGAGAUUUUCCACGGCGCGGGCGAGUGGCUCGCGCUCAGCUUGCCCCGAGGGGCCGCCCCGCUGGUGGUGGCCAGGCUGCAGGCCGUGACCCGCGGCUGCGAGGCUCAGGAGCUGGCUCUGCCCAGGGGGGCCGGGGGUCGCCGGGGGUUCCGCGUGGACCCCUCGGGGGUGGUCACGGCCGUGACCCGGUUCUCGUUCGCCGAGACCGCGGGGCUGCGGCCGGGGGCGCGGCUGCUGCGCGUGGGGCGCCGCCCCCUCCCCAGGGGAGACCCCCGGAGGCUCCGGGAGCUGCUGAGGAGACCCUCGGGACCCCUGACCCUGCUGCCCCCAGAUCGCGACGGGAGACCCCGGCGGAGUUUCUCGGAGCUCUACGCCCUCUCCCUGCAGCAGGGCCGGGGCUCGGGGGGCGACCCCAGCCCCGGGGACCCCCGAGGGGACAUCGGCGACACCAGCAGCGACUCGGGGGGCGACAGCGACGGGGGGGGCGCGGGGGGGCCCCCCCUCGCUGACCCCACCCCGGAUUUGCUGCUGUCACAUCACAGCCCCGGCCCGGCCGGAGACCCGGGUCCCCCCCCGGAUCCCCCCGAGCCCGGCCCGGCUCCCCCCGUGCGACCCCCCCUGGGCAGGGUUCUCUCGGGCUCUGGGGACCCCCAGGAGGACGAGUGGGACGUGAUCGCCGGGCUGGCCACGGCCUGCAGCGGGGUCCUGGAGGCCAUCGCCGGGGGGGCCAUCGCCAGGGGGGGUCACCAACUGCGGGAACUCCCCAACAUCGGGGUCCAGCAGAGCCCGGAGACCCCCGAGGAUGAGUCCCAGAGUCUCUCCGAGAAGGUGGCGCAGCUCGAGGCGGCGCUGAAGCGGCUGCAGGGGGAUCUGCAGGAGGACGCGCAGCAGCGGCUCCGGGCCGAGCUCCUCGGGCUCCGCCGCAGCUCCCGGAGGCUCCAGCGGGGCCGGGAGGAGCCCAAGGAGCGGCCGGGCCGGGUCCCGGGGCUGCUGCGACCCCCCGAGAGCCCCCCGGGGGACCCCUGAGACCCCCUUGGGACCC